This is a messenger RNA of Leucoraja erinaceus (little skate), 808 nucleotides long. RefSeq names its product transmembrane protein 250. The coding region runs from base 261 to 677 and encodes 138 amino acids. NCBI's taxonomy places the organism in Eukaryota, Metazoa, Chordata, Chondrichthyes, Rajiformes, Rajidae. The record is from RefSeq and is a predicted model, not a curated record. The transcript has 2 exons.
GGCUCCAAGCUCCGGCCACGGCCACUACCCGAGCCCCGGGCUCCUCCUCCACCCCCCCCGGGCCCUAUCCCUGUCCCUGUCCCUCGGCGGCGGCUCCACCAUUCCAGGCCCGCGGCCCCCGGGCACCGAGCGCAGCGACCUUUGGAAAGGAAACAGUAAGAAGCUGUUGACCACUAACGGACGAUGAUUUGUUUGCUGUUUGCAAAGCCACUUUUUCUGGGACUCCUGUCACCGAGAGAACAUUGCAGCAAGCUGCCUUGAUGCCUUUAAUCCCAAUCCCCCGGCGGGUGCGUUCAUUCCACGGCCCCCACUCUACAUGUCUACACUCGACAUGUGGCCCUGUUCGGACGGCGCACCUUGUCCGGACCAAAUACAACUUCGACCUUUACUUGAAACCACGGUGGCUGUUUAGUUUCAUCCGCUUCCUGCUGUACUUCAGCUGCAGUCUUUUUACAUCCAUACUCUGGGUGGCACUCUCUAUCCUGUUCUGCAUCCAGUACUUCUCCAUACGUGUGUCCUUGCGCUUUCAAUACAAGCUGUCCAUAGUGCUUCUGUUGCUGGGGCGUAGGCGUGUUGACUUUAACACCAUGAAUGAACUCUUUAUCUAUGGGAUCCAUGUGACAAUGCUGCUAGUUGGAGGACUGGGCUGGUGUUUUAUGGUGUUUGUUGAUAUGUAAAUAAGAGUGCAUGUGAAAAGAAAACAGUUUUGUGCAUUAUAAUGUAAAAUAUAUUGUUUACAAUCAUGCAAAAAGAUUUAUUUGAUUUUUAUUUAAAACAAGAUCUUGCUAAGUUAAAUUAUGUGAACCAA